AGAGAGACAGAAAGCGAAAUAUGGAAGGUGGGGCUAAGGGGAAAGUUUGCGUCACUGGCGGCACUGGAUUCAUCGGCUCAUGGCUCGUGAAGAAGCUUUUGGAGAGUGACUAUUCUGUCAAUACCACUGUAAGAUCCGACCCAGAGAAGAAAAGAGACUAUAGCUUUCUGACAAAUCUACCCGGAGCAUCGGAAAGACUCCAUAUAUACACUGCUGAUCUGAAUGAUCCAGAAAGUUUUGGCCCUGCCAUUGAAGGCUGCAUUGGAGUGUUUCUUGUGGCUAAUCCAAAUCCUGGGGGCCAAGAGCCUGUGGAAUCUGUGGUAAGGAAAACUACUGAUGGAACAUUGGGGAUUUUGAAAGUUUGUCUGAAUUCCAAGACAGUGAGGCGAGUUGUGUACACUUCUAGUGCAGCCUGUAUGGAGUUUACUCCCAACAAAGUGGAUUUUUUGGAUGAAAGCUGUUGGAGUGACAUUGAUGUCAUUAAUGAACAAGUACCAUAUUUUAAAUCUUAUCCAAUUUCCAAGACAUUGGCUGAAAGAGCAGCUCUUGAGUUCUCCCAACAACAUGGAUUGGAAGUUGUCACUGUCCUUCCAACUUGCGUUACUGGUCCCUUCAUUUGUCCCAACCUUCCCACCUCUGUCCGCAUGACAUUGGCUCUGGUUUUUGGGAACGAGGCAUUAUAUGGAUUCUUUUUAAAUGCAAACAUAGUGCAUGUAGAUGAUGUGGCCAGAGCACACCUUUUUCUUUUUGAACAUCCAAAUGCCAACGGAAGAUAUAUUUGCUCCUCCCACAAAACGACAUUGGAAGAGUUGGCUAAAUUCUUUUCUGCCAAAUAUCCAGAAUUUCAAAUGCCAUCUCUUGAGUCCUUGAAAGAUGUCAAAAGCUUUGUCAAAGAUAACAAUUGUAUGAUCUCGUCGAAGAAGCUUUUGGAUAUCGGUUUCGAAUACAAGUAUGGAGUUAAUGAGAUAUUUGAUGGAGCAAUCCAAAGCUGCAAAGAAAAGGGUCAUCUCUAGCCUAUUAAUAAGGCCUCUCAAUUGCAGAAAGAGGACGAAACGAGUUGAUAUGACUUGUUUUUCCAUGUCAUACAUCAUAUUUAUGCUUGCAAAAACUCUUUUCAGGUUUCGGUUUCUGUAUUUCUUUGGAUAUGAUCAAAACCCGAAUGCUUCCUCGGUUCAAGAAGUCGAAAUAAGAAAGUCAAACCAUUUUUUCUUACCA
Molecule: messenger RNA, 1215 nt
Organism: Momordica charantia (bitter melon)
Lineage: Eukaryota; Viridiplantae; Streptophyta; Magnoliopsida; Cucurbitales; Cucurbitaceae
Product: vestitone reductase
Molecular function (GO): oxidoreductase activity, acting on the CH-OH group of donors, NAD or NADP as acceptor
Source: RefSeq, a predicted model, not a curated record